Molecule: messenger RNA, 1104 nt
Organism: Ogataea angusta
Lineage: Eukaryota; Fungi; Ascomycota; Pichiomycetes; Pichiales; Pichiaceae
Exons: 1
Coding region: 1-1104 (367 amino acids)
Source: RefSeq, a predicted model, not a curated record
AUGUCAAUUAAAAUCGAGGACCUGCAAAUAGACGCGCCGUUUAUUGGCCAGUACAGGACCCUGAACGCGGUGCUGUGUAGCUACCGUCGACUCGAGCGAUCUCAGUUCAUUCUGCUCGAGGCAAUGGAUUUCACCACGUCCAUGGAUCUCGUGAAAAGAGGGCUCUAUGACGACCGACUCAGACUAAAGUCCGGCCAGGUCGCCACCAGCACCAUGAUACUCGGCGCAGAAAUGCAUCAGGAAAAGUUCGAGCGGAUCCUGGGUCAGUUGCGCCAGACGGCAGACUACCCCGACCCAGGUCUCAAUCCGUGCGAUCUGCCAUACGAGCGAAUGGUGCUGGUGCAGCUGGACGGGUAUCUCCACAGCUACAGAAACGAGAUAGAGAUGAAGAAAACGCGAUUGAAGCUGCUCACGCCCAACAUUAUCAGGCAAGAGCUGCCGUCUGACGCCAAUCUACGCGAUUUUCUCAAGCGCGUGCAACAGCACGUUCCCAAAAGUCUGCGCGAAUCAAUGGAAGAGCGGUACAAGCUGUCAGAGCUGCUGAGCGCCAAGCGAAAACUGGAGCCCGCAAACUCGCAAAAGGAGAACCCGGAGAGCAAACGGGCCGUGCAGUCUCUGAAACCGCACACGCCCGAUUUCGUCGACACCAACGAGGUGCUGGACCUCGUGACUGCCCCAAAGGCUGUGCAGGACUUCUCCAAAUGUCCGCAAGUGCGGCUGUCGCAGCUCGACUCGACAGACGCAGAUGUCGUUCUCGUGUCGGCACAGAUCAUCGGCUAUGUUCCUCCGCAGCUGCCGCUGCUGGCGCAGAAUACAAAGAACGAGCUAGUGAUUAUCGACGAUUUCAAGGUGUACAUAUCGUCGGAGGACGGCUCGGAGCAGUACGCGGUCGAUUUCGAGAACACCGACGCGAUCUUGCGGUUCUAUGGGUUUGACGAGCUCGAGGCACGCACGCAGGAGCAUAUCAAGUUCCACACGAUACAGGCCGUCAACAAGACGUACACGAUGGCUCUGCGGCGCGUCCACAUCGCCAACUCGAUUUGCAGCUACUCGGCCUGGACGUUUGCCGAGCCGCUCAAGCAGAUCAGGAGAAAAAAAAAGUAG